Molecule: messenger RNA, 3127 nt
Organism: Fundulus heteroclitus (mummichog)
Lineage: Eukaryota; Metazoa; Chordata; Actinopteri; Cyprinodontiformes; Fundulidae
Gene: tmem62
Product: transmembrane protein 62
Exons: 14
Coding region: 189-2129 (646 amino acids)
Molecular function (GO): hydrolase activity
Source: RefSeq, a predicted model, not a curated record
AAACGGUGUGAGCCUUAGCUGUAGCCAUGUAGCUAGGCGGUGUGUGAUAUCAAUGUUAGUGUGAUUCGUGCCCUCAGCUGUUUCCGCCAGUAGCUAGCUUCCCCCCCUUCCUCCUCCUCCUCCUCCUCUCUCUCUCUCCGGGACAGACGGCGGCAGCUAGCCCCCCCUUUUCUCGUCACUACAGGAGGAUGCUGAAGCUGUUCGGUGCGCUGGUUGUCCUCGGACUGGCCCUGGCGUGCAUCACCUCCUGGGUGCUGGAUAGCUACGACACGGCUUGGCACCCUAAACGCAGCAUUCGGCAGCCGGCUGUCAGCGGUGGAGAUGAUGGAUCUAAGGGGAGCUCUCCACCAUUUCCCGGCGACCAAUUUAACAAUAUAUUCUGGUUUGUACAGGUGUCCGACAUUCACAUCAGUCGGUUUCACGACCCGAGACGAAUACCAGACUUCGAGAAGUUCUGCACCGACACCGUUGAGGUGAUCAAACCAGCUCUAGUGCUUGCUACAGGAGAUCUGACAGACGCUAAAACGGAGAGUAAGGUGGGAUCCCUCCAGCACGAGGUGGAAUGGCAGGCCUACCACAACGUCCUGAAGAGGUCGCGAGUGAUGGAGCGCACCAAGUGGAUCGACAUCCGUGGAAAUCACGAUGCCUUCAACAUAAUGUCUUUGGACAGCGUCAACAAUUAUUACAGAAAAUACUCAGCCAAUCAGAAAAUAGGCUCUUUCCAUUAUGUUCACAAUACCCCCUUCGGCAACUACUCGUUCGUCUGUGUGGAUGCCACCCUGACUCCGGGACCCAAGAGACCGUACAACUUCUUUGGGAUCCUCAAUCAGACUCAGAUGGACUUGCUGAACACAUUCAGAGCAGAGAGUAUGACGACCAAUCAGUCCAUCUGGUUCGGCCACUACACCACCUCCACCAUCGUCUCCCCGUCUCCAGGCGUGAGAGACAUGAUGAGAGCCGCCGUGGCCUAUCUAUGCGGCCACCUGCACACACUCGGCGGCCUGAUGCCAGUCCUGCACAGCCGCCAUCGGCUCGGCACUCUGGAGCUGGAGCUGGGAGACUGGAUGGACAACCGCAGGUACAGGGUCCUGGCCUUUGACCACGACCUGCUGAGCUUCUCUGACCUUCAGUUUGAGCGGUGGCCCGCCGCGCUCAUCACAAACCCUAAAGAUGCACAGUACCUCCACCCAGGGGUGGAGCCGCUGGGCCGCAUUCGGAGAUCAACACAUAUUAGGAUCUUGGCGUUCUCGGAGGCUCCCAUCACUGCAGUCCACGUGAGCAUAGAUGGGGAGUCUUUGGGGACGGGCCGCCCCGCUGGAGGUCCCCUCUAUGUUCUGCUGUGGGAUCCGUCUCUGUACCUGGCUGGGCUGCACACAAUCAAGGUCAAAGUGGAGGACUCAGCGGGCCGCUCAGUGGUGCGGGAGCAGCACUUCACGCUGGAGGACGGCCUCACUCCCAGUUUCAGCUUUGCGCAGUCCUUCAUCCUGCUCACGGACCACUACAUCCUGGGCCGGGCGCUCUUCAUAUUCACAGUGUUGCUGAACGUCGGCGUGCUUGUUGCCUUCAGGUUCCUUCGUCUUCCCUCAAGCAGAGCACUUUCCUCUCAAAUAUGUAUAUCUCUCCACCUGAUCAGUAAAAUGGACAUCUUCUACUACUCCCUGCUGCUCUUCAACCUGUGUACAGCUUUAGGUCCAUGGUUCAUUGGAGAGCUGAUAGACGGACACGGUGGCGCCUGCUUCGCCUUUGGCGUGCUCAUUGAUGGUCAUUUCCUGGAAGGAAGCCGCACAUAUGUUUUUGGAGUCUUUCAACUGGUCUUCUUCAACAUUCCCCUCACCUCUUACCUCUGCUGGAGCCUUCACCACCGCUGCAGCGGCAGCACCCUGCGAUCCCACUUGGUGCGGCCGAGCCGCCGUGGCCGGACUCUGGCGGUGCACCUCUUCAUGCUGCUGCUGCUCAGCUGGCAGGCCCACUCCUGCUGGUCCCUCCUGAGGACCUACGGCGUCACGGCCUUCCUCCUGUCUCCCGUCCGCACGUGGGCUCUGGGGCUCGCCGUGGUUCUGGUCUACCGAGCCUGGACAGGCCCCGUCCCCCUAUUUCACGACAACAGCAAGAGCAACUCUUCCUCUUGACAGUAAUAAUUGCACUGUUACACCCUGAGCCUGACUCUCAGAUAUGUUGCUGUCUCUCCUUACCCUGAAAGCCUGAAACCUUGCUUUGUUCAGUCUGCAUGAAACUACAGAAAAAUCACCUUAUCAGUUGAUUUGUGUGUAGGGGUAGUUUACAAUUAUUACUUGCAAAGCAAAUUAAUUUCCAUGUAAACAACUGCCAAUAAUGUUGACAUUUAUGCCAUUGCCAGAUUUCUCCAAAACCCAGGAUGCAACUUGAUGCUUGUCAUUUUUAUUUUGUUUUAUUUUUUUUACUCGCAGAAAGCAGCUGUUUGUUUCUUAGGAAUGUCAACAAUAAGCCGGUCCUAGAAAUACAUCAGGACCCCCCGCACUUCAAAUCUAUUCAUUGAACUGAAAACACAUCAAACAAUCCUGACGUGUGGAGGACUGGCAGAGAGACCAGAUGAAUGUGUUAAACCUUGUGAUGAAAUGAGAUGAAUCACUAUUUUAUGCUGUUUUAUUCAUUGAUUUUGAAUGAUUUUUAUUUUGAAAGAUUUCCUCAUUGGCACUGAAAAGGGGGGCAUAUUUCAGCCCCGACCUUUCCCACUAGGAAAGCAUCCCUUACUGUAUGUGUGAUAACCUGUUUUGUUCGUGUUGUUCAGAAUAUGUGCGUAAGCACUGAAAAUCGUCACUGGAGUUUCAUCCUGUGAUGUUUAAUAUUGCCAAGAUUACUGCAGAAUUAUGGUUCGUUGAUGGGAUAGGGCACAUUCAUAGGAAAAUAGCGAUAGGAAAAUUAAAAUAAGUGCACCCUUGCUGGGAGCGGUUCCAUACCUUUUUCUGCCACACUGACACAAAUAUCUUCCAUUUUUUUAAAAUCAUUCUUUUAUUGGAGCGUUUUCUUCUCUCUCCAGCAAUCCAGUGUACCUUUCCAAAUCUGCAUCGUCUGUCCACAUGGCGGCGGUGUUAAAUUUGGAUCACUUCUCACACAUAAUGCAGUAUUUUGUUUUCUCCCUCUCUUUAAU